UCGCCAAGAAAGUAUUGGAGUGGGGAAAACACACUUUAGAUGGAUGUCCACUGACCGUAACAAGACCAGUCCAGCCAAAGAAAACGCCUUCUUUGAACGAAGAAGAAGACCCCGAACAACCUGUACAGCGGUCUAGAGUAGUCAGAGUUAYAGGGAUUUCAGRCAAAACAACCAARGACGCGUURUUGAAUUUUUUCGAGAAUACCCGACGGUCUGGAGGAGGAGAGAUAGAGGAUAUUCAGCAUAUGCCAGAGGAGAGAUUGGCUGACAUCACAUUUUGUUCUCCUGACGAUGCAGAGCGAGUUUCCCAGAAAGGAAUCCUCGAGCUUGAUGAUUCUAAGCUUACAAUGACAUUGAAAGAAAUUCCAAAAGAAAUCCCAAAAGACCCCAACAAGCUUCAUGUGAUGGGAAUAGGCGAAAAAACUACCAAGGACGGGCUCAUAUCGUUCAUGGAGGUGGUCAGCGGAGAGGAAGUAGAUAACAUGUUCUUUGGAAGUAAUUCUAAUGCACUGGUUACUUUUAAAGAACCACCUGAUAUAGACAAAGUCCAGAAGAAGUGUAGCACAAGAGCAAUUGACGGCAGCCACCUCAAGAUCGAACAGGUUAACAUAUGUGACUGUAUCGAGGUGACGGGACUCGCUCCAAACACAACCAAGGACACCGUGUUCUAUUACUUUGAUAAUCCAAAAAAUGGUGGGGAAGUGAAAAAAGUGGAAAUGGAUUCGGAUAACACACGAGCACUGGUUUUCUUCGAGGAUCCAUCAGUUGUCAACACCGUCGUUAAAACCAAUCACAAGAUAAAUGAAGCAAAGCUGAAAGUCGUUCCUUAUUACCCCUUUCUUGGAGAAUCUUUAAUCCAACCUGCUGGAGGGAAAAAAGAACGAGUAGUGAAAGUAGAUCCAAUGACGAUGGCAUUUAUUGACAAAUUCAUACAACAAGAAUUUGACCGGCUUCUGCAGGAAAGUCGAGUAAAGUACACGUGGCAGCAAGGUUCAGAUGAGAUUUUCCUUGCUUGUGCUGAACCCAAGAUGGACAAGAAGACAUGGGAGAAUUCAUGUGAAGCUGUUGUAACCUUCAUCAACCAAAUUGUGACAGAAAAGAUCACCGUGUCCCAAGAGGCCUGGAACGAGAUUUGUGAAAAAGCAAAAGAAAAAUGUGCAACUUUUAAAACAAGAUUGGAUGUUAGGUACAAGGAAAGAGAACGUUCAAUCACGUUAACAGGCAAGAAAUCCGACGUGUCUGUAUUAGCAGAGGGCCUGAACGAUUUAAACUCUGAGAUUCAAAAGCAAAUAGAAUUCGAGAAAAACAAGAUUUCCAAGAGUCUUUCCCUCACACAGGCGCAAAUAGAUUUGUUGAGCUUUAGUGGAUUUGUAGAAGAUCUGCAAACAAGAUGUAAAGAUCUUGAAAUAACAUUUUCGAAAAAGAACGGUUCUAUUGACUUCAGGGGACCAGAUGCUGUGGUGAAGGAAGGUAACAUUACCGUUUGGCAAACACUGUCCAGAGUGAAAGAAGUGGAUAUGGAACUACCUAAAUCCAUAGUUGGUAUUAUUGUUUCUCAAGCAGGAAAAGUAUUCAUGGCAGCAAAGUUCAAAAAAGAAUACAUCGAUGCCGUUGUAAAUUGUGACCCAAAUUCUGACAAUCAGCUAGUAGUGACAGCAGUUGAUCGAAAAGAUGCAAAAAAAGCAGUUGUUCUCAUCAAAGAUUUGACAUCAGAACAAAGCAUCCCUCUUGAUGAUCAUCAAAAGCAACUCCUUAACUCAGAGAAAUGGAAACAGCUGAAGCAUUCCAUCCAACAGUCGAUGCUGUUACAAGCAAAGGAAGAACUAGCAGCAAGUACAUUGUGGAUAGCUGGUAUCAAGGAAGAGGUAGACAAAGCUAAAGAAAAAAUAGAUGGCUUUUUUGAAGAAAACAUUAUUCUAGAAAAUGUCAUUAAUGCUGACAAUGGUCGCCUCAAGUUCAUUUUUAAAUACAAAAAAGAUGCCAUACAAAAUAUGGAAAAGUCGUUUACCAACCAGUCCGUGAAGAUCAUUAAGAAAACUGAUGAAGAGGACGGAAUGAGUGCACUUGUAGUGUGUGGUACCAGAGAUGGGAUCCAGAAAGCUGUUCCAAACGUUCAAAAACUAAUCAAUGAGAUCAAGGAUCGUAAAGUACAUCUGGACGAACCAGGAAUGAAAAGGCUUUUCAGCAAAAGGAAGGGGAUCACUCAGUUGUCAGUUGUUGAAAAUGAGCAUGACUGCAUAAUAGAACGAUGUACACCAACAACUGAUACCAAACAAAAUUUUUCCAAGACCUUUCAUGGAAACAAGAGCUUGUCCAAACUUAUUUGUAGCUUCGUUACACCUGAAGAAAAGAAAAUCUUACUCUACAAGGGAGAUCUAACAGAACACAAAGUCGAUGUCAUGGUCAAUGCUAAGAAGGAUCGCUAUUUAUGUAUUUUCUUUAUAAUGCUUCAGGCCCAUGCCGUAGUUAACACAGUGGCUUCGAACCUUGAUCUGAGCAGAAACCCUUGCGCUAGAGCCCUCAGUGAUGCUGCAGGUCCACAAUUACAGCAAGAAUGUAAAGCCAAUGGGUCUUUGUCAGCUGGUCAAGUUCUCGUUACGGAUGGGUACAAUCUUGGAUGCAAAAAUGUAUUCCACGUCGUUGCAGGGGAUUGGCAAAAUGGUCAAGGGGAGCCGAUCCUGCGUUCUCUGAUCCAAUCCUGUUUUAAAGAAGCRGACAAGAGGGGAUUUUCCAGCAUCGCAUUUCCAGCCAUUGGAACAGGAAACCUUGCCUUUCCUAGAGWCGUUGUUGCCAGAGCUUUCUUCGAAGAAGCAGACGCUUUUAAGAGUAAAAAUCCUCAAAGCCCUUUGAAUGAAAUUCAUUUAGUGCUUUUCCAUAAAGAUCAACCUACUAUACAAGCCUUUCAAGACGAACUUAAAAGCAGGAAGCCCAAGGUGGCAAAGGGCAAGCGACGAAGCUACGUCUCAAAAAAUGAAGAAAACGAAUUGUUUGACCAGAGCUUCACUUCCAGAGAGCCUAUUGAAAGCUUUGUGGCAAUUUCGCAAGAAGACGUCCCGGGUUCUUCUUCAUAUAUUGGCUCUGUUCGUUUGGAAAUCGUGUCCGGAGAUAUCACUAAAGAAACMACAGAUGCUAUAGUGACAAUAUCAAACCCAAGUCUUAACGUAUCUUUUGGAGGAGGAGUGGGAGCCGCUAUUGCCAAAGCCGGUGGUCCCUCUAUACAAAAAGAAUGUAAUAAACUAGGUCCUCAAAAACCAGGAUCUGUUGUCGCGACUUCAGCCGAUCUAUGCUGCAUCCGAUAAAAACUUGAAGAAAGCAGAAACAGACAUCCUCAAUCUGAUAACAGAAAACUCUAAAACCAAAGAGAUUGAUCACAAGGCUAUUGGUAAACUGUCAGAUUCACAAAGAAGUAGGGUUAUGAGAAUGGAGAUAAAACACCACACCAAGAUACGGAUAGACCAGAGAAUCAACCGCAUUGUUAUCCGAGGGGUUGCUGARGACGUUUCUAAUGCUACUGUGGUGGAAAAGGGGUCUAUUUUGCUCUGGAUGCUUCGUACUCAGCGCGGUCAACUUAUUCUCCGCCAGAUCCCGCAGGAAACCGCUAUAUGUAUAUGGCAAGUGUGCUGGUAGGGGAGUACACAGUUGGACAAAGUAACAUGAUUACACCACCGGCGAAGAACCAAAACAAUCCUACGAUAACUUACGACACCGUAGUCAACAGUACGUCAGACCCGUCAAUCUUCGUUGUAUUCCAUGACACUCAGAACUAUCCCGAUUAUCUYAUCACGUUUAAAUAAUUUCGCAAGAUUAUGGCAGUGGGAAAUAUCUGUUAUCGUAUAGAUUAUAUAGCUAGAUAAUGAAUAAUUCGAUAAAAAUAACUAUUAUGGUGCUUACACUUAUGGUGCUAAGUAUGGCAAGUAUGUACGUAUUUGAAUUGCCCGGGCUGAAUUGCUUUGUUGUUUAAAGACAAUGCGGCCAUUCUAGUGUUAUCGUUAAUUGCCAUUUUGGUGUUAUUGUGCCAACUAUUUUAACAAUCGGG
Messenger RNA from Actinia tenebrosa (Australian red waratah sea anemone), 4036 nucleotides. Its product is annotated as protein mono-ADP-ribosyltransferase PARP15. Gene Ontology annotation, cellular component: nucleus; cytoplasm. Gene Ontology annotation, molecular function: transcription corepressor activity; NAD+ poly-ADP-ribosyltransferase activity. The record is from RefSeq and is a predicted model, not a curated record. Gene Ontology annotation, biological process: negative regulation of gene expression. Lineage: Eukaryota; Metazoa; Cnidaria; Anthozoa; Actiniaria; Actiniidae.